Molecule: messenger RNA, 2513 nt
Organism: Diprion similis
Lineage: Eukaryota; Metazoa; Arthropoda; Insecta; Hymenoptera; Diprionidae
Product: UDP-glucosyltransferase 2-like
Exons: 4
Coding region: 100-1665 (521 amino acids)
Molecular function (GO): UDP-glycosyltransferase activity
Source: RefSeq, a predicted model, not a curated record
ACGCCGACGUGUAAAAACGAAAUAGUGAAAAAAAAAAACCAGGCGAUUCGUAGCAACGACAAGUUACUGAAUAACUUUUACCGAAAGAAAAACAAAAACAUGGACGGAUCGGUCAUGAAAUUGGGAACAAUCCUGGUGAUUUUGGCGGGCGUCUGUAUAACGGAGGGUUCGAAGAUCCUUGCAAUAUUUCCGUUCCAAGGUCGAAGCCACAACGUAAUGUUCGAGCCAAUCCUGAUUGGCUUGGCACGUGCGGGUCACUCGAUUGACGUUGUAAGUCACUUUCCCCCGAAGGAGCCCGUGGAAGGACUAAACCACAUCAGCCUGAAAGGAACCCUACACUUCUACGUGAACAACAUGACUGCGUCAUUCGCCAGAACGAUGACGGGAGUUAAGGCGGUAGACUUCAUUUCCUACCAGGAACCAAACGACCUCUGCAACCUGAUGCGGCUUCCUCAGCUGCAGAACGUCAUCAACACUGAUAAAAAGUACGACCUCAUGCUCACCGAGGUCUUUGGGACCAAUUGCUACUUGGCAGUGGCUCAGAAGCUGAAGCUUCCGGUGGUCGGCAUCUUGACCAGCGUCAUGUAUCCAUGGGCUUAUGGUCCGGUCAACGAGAGCCCGCUUGCCAGCUUCAUACCUUGCCAAUUGGCGCCCUUUACUAACGACAUGACGUUCAUGGAACGCCUGGAGAAUCUGGUCGUCACUCUUCACUCCAAUUUCUUGUUCUAUUACUAUGACAAAACGGUAUCCGAACCAAUCGCUAGGAAGUACAUCAACGACUUUACGUCCCUGAAUGAUAUCUAUUUCAACAUCAGUCUUCUGCUGGUCAAUAGCCAUCGAAGCAUCCACGGUGUUCGUUCAACGAAUCCUGCCAUCGUUGAUGUCGCUGGUCUUCACAUCGACGAAACGCAGGAACUCACAAAGGAACUGGAGGAAUUUUUAAACUCCUCGAGAAACGGAGUGGUGUAUUUCAGCAUGGGGUCAAUGGUGAAGUCAGAGAGUUUUUCUAAGGAGAAAAUAUUGGCGGUCUACGACAGUUUUGCCGAACUCUCGAAUUACAAGGUCCUUUGGAAAGGAAAGGUGGAAGAAAUGCCGAAGGGAUUACCACCGAACGUCAAAAUGGUUCCGUGGCUUCCACAGUACGCUACACUCCGUCAUCCGAAUGUGAAGGCUUUCGUGACUCAUGGAGGUCUGAUGGGCACCCUGGAGGCGGUUCACGCGGGAGUCCCGAUGAUUGGGAUCCCAUUUUUCGCCGAUCAGAUGUCCAAUAUAGCGGGAUACGCAAAUCGCGGUUUUGCCGUCAACUUGAACUACGAGACUCUAAGCAAGGAAAGCUUCUCUGAAGCAUUACGCGAGGUUCUAACGAAUCCUGACUACCAAUCAAACGUCGCACGUGUUUCGAGACUGUUCAAGGAUCGUCCGCUUCCUCCAUUGGCAGAAGCAAUUUACUGGAUCGAAUACGUCAUCCGAAACGGUGGCGAACCGCUCAAGUCUUCGGGUCGUCAUCUCUACUGGUUCCAGUACUACUUGAUAGACGUCGGUUUGUUUUUAUUAGCCGUAGCAACGCUCGUUCUCCUUGUUUUAGUCUUUUUCGUUAAAAAAUUAAUCACCCUCUUCUCAAGCACGCGAAAUAAAAACGUUCAAAUUAAAAAGAAGACUUCGUAGUGGACCGAAGAUGAUAAAAUUACACUGAUAACCAAAUACUAUCAAGCAACAAGUGUUCGUUAGUUACAGAAAGAACCUCAGCGUGAUCUUAAAAUCAGGAUUAUGCACCGAAUUUUCCCAAAAUCGAGUUUCGAAAUUUUUUUAUUUUUUAUUUUCUAUGAUUCGUUAUCAAAUUUUCUCUCCUGUACCAAGUUUUGUGCCGAUUGAUUCAAUGAAAAACCGCAAACUUAACCUAAAGUAGUCGCCAUAUUCGGUUCGCCAUCUUGAACUUUGCAAUUCUGACGUCAGGAUCGUAAUCAGCAAUCUCGAAAACCCUCGGAUCACCUAUGAUUUUGAAAAUCUGUUCGAUUGCGAAAUGUGAUCCUCAAAGGGUCAAUCUUGAUCAAAUCGAGACUCAGGAAUGCCCGAAGCUUCUUGUAGACAAGUUAUCGCCUCAAUUGAGAAUCGAAUUGGGAUCGUUUUUAACUUUUUCAAAGUAAUCUAGUGAUAUGUUUUCAUUCAAAUCGAUAAAAGCAUUUUGUGCAAUGUGACCACCUAAGUCGAAUCUAAGUCAGAUGAUUAGAAACAAAAUCUAUUUCCAAUUUCAAUUCCUUUUCGUGUGUUUCACAAGAAUUUCGAAAUGUGCCCCAUGAAAUUUAUAGCGGUGUGAUAGUUUUAAUAACAAUAUUUAUAUUUCUAAGUAUACGCUUUAUACAAUAUUUAACAUGAUUAAGAAUCUUCCGUUUGACACGUGAAGUGAUUCUUAUUGUGUGAAUAGAUAUUCACAUACGAAUAAGCAAAUGUUGAUGAUUUAUUGUCCAAUAAAAUGGGUUUCAUCCGUUUUUGUUUGCUAAAACAAAAAAACCGCA